CAUAGCCUCCAUCACUUGAAACUUUUCUAUUCUGUAACUGUGAUCCCAGCAGCGAGCACUUCAGCUGUGUGCUGCUGUCAAAACAGCUGGGAGAUAUUAAAGGGCCAUGCCACUUAAUGUUGUCCUGGAUGGGCCACCCCCCUGGGGUUUCCGUCUGACAGGAGGAAAGGACUUCAACCAGCCUUUGACCAUCUCCAGGAUCACUCCUGGCAGUAAGGCAUCUGGUGCCAACUUGUGUGCUGGUGACAUCAUCCUGGCCAUCGAAGGAGUCCCAGCUGCAGACAUGCUGCACUGUGAGGCACAGAGCAAGAUCAAGGAAUGCUACCACCAGCUCUGCCUCACUGUGGAAAGGAAUGACUCCAGGCUGUGGUCCCCACGGAUUGUGGAGGAUGGAAGAGCUCAUCCAUUUAAAGUUAACCUGGAGUCACAACCACAGGAAUAUAAACCCAUCGGCACUGCUCACAACCGAAAGGCCCAGCCGUUUGUGGCAGCAGCAAACUUGGAUGACAGGCGUCAGGUGGUCACCACGUCCUAUAACACUCCUAUCGGCCUGUACUCCUCAGGCAACAUCCAGGACGCCAUGGAGGGUCAGAUCCGGGGCCUGGUUCAUCAAAAACCUGAGAGUCCCAGAGCUCUGACCAGCAUCGAGGAAUCUGAUGUGUACCGAAUGUUACAGAAAGACCAGGAUGACCCACAGGAGCCUCGGCAGUCUGGAUCAUUUAAAGCCCUGCAGGAGUUUAUAGACAGUGAUGGCACUAGACCCAUUGUGACUCGCACAGUGAAAGCCCCCACGACCAAACCCCCUCCGCCUACAGGAAACCUGCAUAAGCUGCCCGUCUGCGACAAGUGUGGGAAUGGGAUUGUUGGGACAGUGGUGAAAGCCAGAGACAAAUUUCGCCACCCUGGUUGCUUUGUGUGUGCUGACUGUGAAGUCAACCUGAAACAGAAAGGCUAUUUCUUCGUUGAAGGUCAGCUGUACUGUGAGAUUCACGCUCGAGCCAGAAUGAGACCUCCAGAGGGCCACGACCUCAUCACGACAUUUCCCUCUCCUUAGAUCCUUCCCCUAAUUAGCACAGACAUAAACACUUUGGCAAGUCCUCUCAGGUCCUAUUUGUUUUGUUUUGUGCUGCACUUCUGUUGCUGUUUGUGCAAAAUAAUCAGAGCUCUGUGAUAUUUCCCAAUGUAACACUUUAUCAUUAUAUCACGUUUUGCAGCUGAUAACUGGACACCAUCAUUAUUUAAAUGGAAAAGUUUUCACCACUUUAAGUCCAAGUUUUAUUUUUUUCAAGUAAAGAGCUUUGAUUGUCAGCUUCAAUAUUAAUAUUGUUUGAAACAAAGCAACGAGUAAUACGCCAAAGCCAUGCUUCAAAACUGUCAUGCUAGCACAACUGUAAAAUAAAAAAAAAAAAAAAGGAAAAUCACAUUUCAUUGCAUGGGUCAGAACUUUGGAAGUCUUGAUUUGUGGAGUUUUUCCCUCAGUAAAACGUAUCUAAUUGCAGAAGACAGCAUUUGGAGCUUUGUUAGCAGCAGGAAUCCCCAAACUAGUUCCUGCUGUUAUUUCAAGAUAUCUCCCUAGAAACUCAUGAUCAACAAAACUUUUUUUUGUAAUUUGUCACAACUUACAAGCUAAUAAACUUGAACUUAUAGCUUA
Molecule: messenger RNA, 1651 nt
Organism: Cyprinodon tularosa
Lineage: Eukaryota; Metazoa; Chordata; Actinopteri; Cyprinodontiformes; Cyprinodontidae
Product: PDZ and LIM domain protein 3-like
Exons: 7
Coding region: 107-1054 (315 amino acids)
Biological process (GO): heart development; actin cytoskeleton organization; muscle structure development
Cellular component (GO): adherens junction; stress fiber; Z disc
Molecular function (GO): actin binding; muscle alpha-actinin binding
Source: RefSeq, a predicted model, not a curated record